Messenger RNA from Batrachochytrium dendrobatidis JAM81, 501 nucleotides. RefSeq lists its product as uncharacterized. Gene Ontology annotation, molecular function: metalloendopeptidase activity; zinc ion binding. The annotation marks the transcript as partial. The record is from RefSeq and is a predicted model, not a curated record. NCBI's taxonomy places the organism in Eukaryota, Fungi, Chytridiomycota, Chytridiomycetes, Rhizophydiales. The transcript has a single exon.
UCUCUGUGCAUGUUCAGUCCUGAAACUAGAGGCAUGGGAGAAGGUUGGUCCGACAUAUUUGCCAUGAUCGUGACGGCCAAGCAAUCACACAAAGCCGACACACCCACCUAUUUUGGCAGAUAUUCCAAAAACAAUAAUAAUGGCAAGCGUUCCUUUCCUUACACCACUGACAUGCAAGUCAAUCCUUUGACCUAUGGCUAUCUCAAAAAACGUGGGGAAGUCCAUGCUGUCGGUGAAGUGUGGGCUGCUGCGCUGUGGGAAAUUUACUGGAACUUGAUUGCCAAGAAUGGGUUUUCUACCAAUCUGUACGAUGCCAAGAGCAAGGCUGGCAAUAUUAUCACAAUGCAGAUUAUGAUUGGUGGCAUGAUGCUCCAGCCAUGCAACACCAAUUUCAUUGAUGCUCGUGAUGCCAUUGUCGCAGCAGAUGUUGCUCACUAUGACGGUGCCAACAAGUGUGAAAUCUGGAAAGGGUUUGCCAAACGUGGUUUAGGACCUAAUGCC